UAACCGUCUCCGUUCUUUAAAUUCGUGACAAUGACUGGCCGUGGUAAAGGAGGAAAAGGAUUGGGAAAAGGAGGAGCCAAGCGUCAUCGUAAAGUUCUUCGUGACAACAUCCAGGGAAUCACCAAACCAGCGAUCCGUCGUCUGGCUCGUCGUGGUGGAGUCAAGCGGAUCUCCGGUCUGAUCUACGAAGAAACCCGUGGAGUUCUUAAGGUCUUCCUUGAAAACGUCAUCCGUGACGCAGUCACCUACACCGAGCACGCGAAACGUAAGACCGUCACCGCCAUGGACGUUGUCUACGCUCUGAAACGUCAAGGCCGUACUCUUUACGGUUUUGGAGGUUAAUUUCAUCACUCGACUCUGCUUAUAUCAAUCAAACCAAACGGCCCUUUUCAGGGCCACCAAAUUUUUUAUACGUAACAAAUCAAUCAAGUUUUAUUAAAUCCCCUAUAAAUCUAGUUUAAUUGAAAUUAUUCUCUAUCCUCAAUUUGAUUAUUAUUAUCCAUGUCCUAAAUCCUAACCUUAUAAAAUGUCGG
This is a messenger RNA of Microplitis demolitor, 533 nucleotides long. Its product is annotated as histone H4. Gene Ontology annotation, molecular function: protein heterodimerization activity; DNA binding; structural constituent of chromatin. Gene Ontology annotation, biological process: nucleosome assembly. The record is from RefSeq and is a predicted model, not a curated record. Bases 31 to 342 code for a protein of 103 amino acids. The transcript has a single exon. Lineage: Eukaryota; Metazoa; Arthropoda; Insecta; Hymenoptera; Braconidae. Gene Ontology annotation, cellular component: nucleosome.